GCUAAAUCUCCUUUAAAGCCAUGUAAGAUCCGCUCCCUCCCCUUCCGUGUUGACGAAGAGCAGAUCGUCUUCUUGUCUGGGCAUCAUUUCUUCAUGCUAACCAGAUAGUUCCUCGUCGCAUCCAGUCACUCUUUGCACUGCUUCUUCAGGAUGCGCAGCCACUCGUUCUUUCCCGCCCUAAUCGGGCUUCUCCCUCUCGUUCCUGUUUCGGGUGUGGUUGCCUCUCCCUGCCACCAGCACGGUCCUCGCCAGGGCGUGGGCCAUGCCCAUGGUCCCGGAGGAGGCUCUCAUAAUGGAGCUGGCAAUGGUUUUGGCGGUGGCCAUGGUGGCGGCCAUGGCGGAGGCUCUCAUAAUGGAGCUGGCAAUGGCUAUGGCGGUGGCCAUGGUGGUGGCCAUGGCGGAACCCACGGUGGUUUCCCUCCGUAUAAUGGCAAUGGAAGCUCACCCAUAACCACCACCACUACCACCAGCACUACCACCGGCGCUACCACGACCACAACCACCGGUACCACCACCACCACUACCACCACCAGCACGACUGCCACCACCACGUCUACUGCCAGCCCGACUGCUUGCAGUGACUACUGGCUUGAAAACAUUGCUCACCAGGGCCUUGCUCCCUAUGCCAUUCCGGGCUAUAGUGUCUUCCGCAGCGUCAAGGAGUUUGGCGCCAGGGGUGAUGGUAUCAACGAUGACACCGACGCCAUCAACGCCGCCAUCAGCUCCGGCAACCGAUGCGGCCCGGGAUGCGAUGGUUCCACCACGCGCCCGGCUCUCGUCUACUUCCCCCCUGGCACGUACCUCGUCUCCCGCCCCAUCAUCGACUACUACUACACCCAAAUCAUCGGUAACGCACGAUGCCGGCCCGUGAUCAAGGCCAGCGGCAACUUCACUGCUCCCUGGGUCAUUGACAGCAACCCAUACCAAAACGAUGGUAACCUAGCCUGGGGCUCUACCAACGUCUUCUGGCGCCAGAUUUCCAACUUCAUCAUCGACAUGAGGGAUGGGUUGGGACCCACGGAUCCAAACCUGCCCGGUCUGGCAGGUAUCCACUGGCCUUCCUCGCAGGCCACUUCCCUCUCCAACAUCGAGUUCAUGAUGACUCGGGACCCCGCUAGAAGGCAGCGAGGCGUCUUCAUGGAGUCAGGAUCAGGCGGUUACCUGGGUGACCUGACCUUCAACGGCGGCCUCUAUGGUCUCGAAGUCGGCAACCAGCAGUUCACCAUGCGCAAUUUGGUAUUCAACAACGUCCAGACGGCCAUCCGGCAGAUCUGGUCCUGGGGCUGGACGUACCAAGGCAUCGAAAUCAACAACUGCGGCGUUGGCUUCGACUUCACCUCGGUCAGCGACGCUCCCGCGACAUUAGGUCAAUACACGGCCGGCUCCAUCACCAUCCUUGACAGCUCCAUCAACAACACGCCCAUCGGCAUCCGGAUUGGCAAUGCCGCCGCCAACGACACGCGGUCCGUCAACAACUUCAUCUUCGAGAACAUCGCGCUCAACAACGUGCCCGUCGCCAUCCGCGACGAGAAUAACGGCGGCAGCGACCUCGCCGGCACGACCACCAACACCGUCAUCCGCGCCUGGGGCCGUGGCAACGAGUACAACACGGCCACCGCCACCAACAACACCGACGGCACCCCCAUCCCCGGCACCUUCACCCCCUUCCCGCGCCCCGCCAGCUUGCUCGCCCCCAACGGCCGCUACUACGCCCGCUCCAAGCCUCUCUACUCCGACCUGCCGGCCUCCUCCUUCCUCAGCGCGCGCUCCUUCGGUGCCACCGGCAACGGCGUAACAGACGACACCGCCGCGCUCAACCAACUCUUUGCUGCCGCCGCCCAGCAGGGCAAGGUGGCCUACAUCGACCACGGGCAGUACAUCGUGACGCGCACCGUCUUCAUCCCGCCCGGCACGCGCAUCACGGGCGAGUCGUACCCGCAGAUCGUGUCCGCCGGUUCCUUCUUCAACAACGUCGCCAACCCCCAGCCCGUCGUGCAAAUUGGCACUGCAGGCCAGGCGGGCAGCAUCGAGUGGUCCGACACCAUCGUGUCCACGCGCGGGCAGCAGCGCGGCGCCAUCGGUAUUCAGUACAACCUCGCCAGCGCCGGCUCCAGGCAACCUUCGGGCAUGUGGGACGUGCACGUGCGCAUUGGCGGGUUCAGGGGGUCCAACCUUCAGCUGGCGCAGUGCGCCAAGACGCCCCAGACCGACGCCAACGUUAAUGUUGGUGCCAACAUCAACCAGAACUGUAUCGCCGCAUUCAUGAGCAUGCACAUCACCGCCCCCUCGUCCGGUCUGUACAUGGAGAACUGCUGGUUCUGGGUAGCGGACCACGACAUCGAGGACGAAGCCAACAACUCGCAGAUCACCGUCUACGCCGGCCGCGGGCUUUUGAUCGAGUCCCAAGUCGGCCAGAUCUGGUUGGUCGGCACCGGCGUCGAGCACCAUCAGAUGUACGAGUACCAGCUUUACAACACGAACGACAUCGAGAUGGGCCAGAUCCAGACCGAGACGGCGUACUACCAGCCGAACCCGGAUGCGCAGUUGCCGUUUCUUGUCGAUCCGCGGUUCAAUGAUCCCGUGUUUUUGCCCGGCGAGGACGGCUGGGGAUUGAGGAUCGUGAAUAGCAAGGGUAUUAGAGUGUAUGGUGCGGGGUUGUAUAGUUUCUUUGACAACUAUGACCAGACGACGUGCAUCCCGGGUAGGAACUGCCAGACGGAGAUCUUCUCGUUGGAGGGGACGAAUGAUGUGUCGGUGUAUAACUUGAAUACGGUGGGCACGACGUACAUGGCGACGGUGAAUGGACGGGAUAUCAUCCCGUCGGCGGAUAAUGUGGGUAUGUUUGUUGCUUCUGUUGCGUGGGUUCAUACCUGAAAGGGCAUGGACUCGGGAGGGGGAGGGUUUGGGAGGGAUUGAACUUGGAUAUUCAUUUCGAGGGUUGUUUGUUGGUUGGAUUUCUGUUGGCCUGCGGGUUAUGAAGUCAUGACUAGCUACUUAAUUAUAACGAA
Molecule: messenger RNA, 3008 nt
Organism: Neurospora tetraspora
Lineage: Eukaryota; Fungi; Ascomycota; Sordariomycetes; Sordariales; Sordariaceae
Product: pectate lyase superfamily protein-domain-containing protein
Exons: 1
Coding region: 151-2874 (907 amino acids)
Source: RefSeq, a predicted model, not a curated record